GACGGAGCCGAAGCCCCGCCUCCUGGCUCGUGGAGGGCGCUCCCAUUGGCUGAGCCCUUAGCUCGGGCGCCUCCCCCGUUUCGGUGACGGACACUUUGGCAUGAGGGGACGGGGGCCGAGCAUUUCUUUCGCCCCUCAGUCGCUCGACGGGCCGCCGACGCCUCCGCGCUCGCCAUGAUGAUGGAGUCGCUGCGCGUGCAGCGGCUGCAGCCGGGCGUUGGGGGCACGCUGCGCUCGCUGCGGCCUGGCGUGACGGCGGGAGCGUCCCUGGCGGUUGCUUCGGCUCCCCUGGGGCCUCCCCCGCCGCCCCCGCCCCCGCUGCCGCCUCUCCCGCCCUCGCUCUUGCCGGGCGUGACAGCCGGAUCCAGCCCCCCGGGAGCCGCAGCGACGGGUCCGCCCGCCGUGCUGAGGGAGGCCGUCGAGGCCGUCGUCAGGAGCUUCGCCAAGCACACGCAAGGCUACGGCCGCGUCAACGUUGUGGAAGCUCUCCAGGAAUUCUGGCAGAUGAAGCAAUCACGUGGUGCUGAUCUGAAAAAUGGUGCUCUGGUGGUUUAUGAGAUGGUCCCAUCUAACAGUCCUCCUUAUGUCUGUUAUGUCACAUUGCCUGGGGGGAGCUGUUUUGGCAGUUUUCAGUUUUGUCCUACCAAAGCUGAAGCCAGGAGGAGUGCAGCAAAAAUUGCACUGAUGAAUUCAGUGUUCAAUGAGCAUCCGUCCCGGAGAAUCACAGACGAGUUUAUUGAGAAGAGUGUCUCGGAGGCUCUGGCAUCUUUCAAUGGCAAUAGAGAAGAAGCAGAUAAUCCAAGCACAGGCAUUGGUGCUUUCCGCUUCAUGUUGGAGUCAAACAAAGGAAAGUCCAUGUUAGAGUUCCAGGAGCUGAUGACUGUCUUCCAGCUGCUGCAUUGGAAUGGCAGCCUCAAAGCCAUGCGAGAGAGACAGUGCUCACGACAGGAGGUGUUGGCUCACUACUCUCACCGUGCUCUCGAUGACGAUAUAAGGAACCAGAUGGCAAUGGACUGGGUCAAUCGGGAGCAAAAUAUCCCAGGGGCUCUUUCAAGGGAGCUGGCCUCAACAGAGCGGGAAUUGGAUGAAGCCCGGCUGGCUGGGAAAGAGCUGCGGUUCCACAAGGAGAAGAAAGACAUUCUGAUGUUGGCAGCUGGCCAGCUGGGGAACAUGCACUCUUCCAACUGUUGAGAAACCCCAGAGAGCUGUUCUGUUUCCCCUUCCCUUCCCUACACUCUCACUUCACUACCAACUUGCUAAUGGGGUAUGACCUACAGCUUGUUACAAAACUGAAGGGGGCAAAAUGUCCAGCCAAAUUCUCCUAAUUGGCUUUCAAAUUUUUCUUACGUUAUCAGUCAUGCAACAUGCUGUUUGGAUUUUGGAUUUUUAAGUCUAAUCUGGUUGUAGAUUGUUGAGAUUUGGCAAGUGAAUAACUUGUAUCGCCAAGCAGAUAGAUACACCCAACCCCUAUUUUACUUACACACAAACACCAUUUUUCAAUAUACUUCAGCCAGAGAGAAAUAUCUCAAAAUCUGAAUGUUGAAACUUGGUCAGGUUGAGUUUGUUCAUAAUUGAGCUUCAGUUCUAACCUGAAUCACAUCACUUAAAGAGUGUGCACAGAUGCCUCUUUUUGAAGAAUAGGGGCCCAUUUGCACAUUUUUAAAACCUCUGUUAAAAAAAAAUUCUGUAUAGAUUUUAUAAUGUACUUGGAUAUUCUUAGUUAUCUUUUUUCUCUUUGGGAUAGAGAAUUUCUUAUUGAUUCACUAUAGAGCACAUUUUUAAAUGUAGCCUUUUUAGUGUUAAAUAUACUAAUACUCAUUUAGUCCUAAAUUCUAUCCAGGUACUAUACAGUAUUAAGUGGAAAUGUAGCAUUGCCAAGAGGAUACUAGUUUUGCCAUGGAUAUAAGGCAUAAACUGUAUGUUAGGCAAAUGUAUUCCUGCAGUUUAUGUAGUUUGAUACACUCCUCUUCCCCUUGCCACCUGAUAAGCACAGCACUUAAAACACUCCUCUUCACCGUUCUCGAACUACUAUUAAGGUUUUUAUUUAGUUGGUUAAUGGCAUCUUGUUCUAGCUGGUGUCUUGAUUGCAAGGUUCCACAGAGUUUGAGCAGUUCCCUAUUGCUGCAAGGGACGGGGUGUAUCUCGUCAUAGUGGCUGCAUUUGCGCAUCACUGUGUAAACUGUUGUUAAUGGCUGGCUGUCAUGUCACUCCACCCCUAGCACAAGUGGGAGCAACAAACCACAAUGUCUGACAUAGCAGACAUACUGGGUUGCUUUUCUCUCUCAUAAGUAAAAUACAACCCAUCUAGUUGCGCUUCACGAACGAAUUGCAUCGCUUAAAGGAGUCAACACCAAAUCACCUGGUGCUAUGUGCUCUCACGACUUAGAUUUUCUUCAAAAAAAAUUAUGUGUAGAUACCCAUGAGAUAACCUCAAAUUAAUAUUUUAAGAUUUUUUGGUCCAAUAUUGGGUGCAGGAGAAUUUUUGACGAUUUUUGCAUGAUUUAGGCUAAUGCACUUUCUGCGUCAGUUUAAAAAAACCUCCUGUUUUGCUUAUUUUUCAACUGAUUGGGCUUAUUUUGGUAUCAAAAUAAAGCUAAUUGUGGCCUCUUUAAAAAUAAGGUAUAAAAAUGGUAUCAAGUGCCACAGACAAGGGUCACCAACCAUUCAAAGUGAAAUUUUGUCAUUUUAUUUCUGGUAGGUUCAAUAAGCCAUAGCACGCAAACCACAACUAACACGUGUAUCAAUCUUGUGAGAGCAGGGUUGAGUAUUAAAAUCAGGUGAUUUGGCGUGGAAUGACCCCUUUAUAAUGAAUCUUAAUGAGGAGCUCCCAGCCUUUGGUAUUGUAGUCUCUCUCCUUUCCUCUUGCAGGGAAGGAAGAUAGAUGAAGUGUUGUUUCUAAGGUGUUCAGCUGAUUUAAAAGAAAAAGCCCUGACUCAUUUUCUUUCACUGCUAGCUUCAGCUUCUGGAUGAAUGCAGAAUCAUAGCUGCCAACGUUUCCCUUUUUUAAAGGGAAAUUCCCUUAUUCCGAAUAGGAUUCCUCGCAAGAAAAGGGAAAAGUUGACAGCUAUGUGCAGAAUCCUUUGAUUGUGUUGCAGAUACCAUAGGCUUAUCUUGAGUCAAAGGGGGAGCACUACUUUGUUGUUAUGGUUGUGUUUGACCUUCAUAUCAGAGCACUGGAUUCAGUUGGUGCCUCAGAAGGGUCUACUUCCAUGAUUUGCUUCUGUGAACUGUGAUGUGUGCAGUCCACAAAUCAUGCUAUUUUGGUUCAUUUCCAAUUGAGCAGCCUCCUGUGUCUUGGGAGACCUCAUCGGCAGAGUGCUCUGUGAGUUAGCCUGUCACACAGUAGCUAGAGCUACUUGUUUGAAAGUGAAGAACUGUGAUUGUGCAGCUGCAAGGAGAAAUGCCUCUUGGUUCGAGCAACAUUAGAAAGUUACAAAAAUUUGUAGAAUACAAACUUUAUAUAUGUAUGCACUUUUAUAUAAAAAAGAGAGACUGAAACUAGGAGCAGGACUCUUAAAUAGCAAUACUGACUAUGUAUAUAGAGAAAGUUGCUUGAAGCUUCAGAGACAGAAGUGCUCUGCAGAUCACGUGUAAUAUGAGGGAAAGCUGAUGUAGAUGUAAGGGGGAAUCAUCUCAGCCACCCAAAAGCCAAGAUCACUCAUCUGCACUGUGAGGAGAGCAUUGCGUGUUCUGUGUCUGACUUUGUCACAUCUGCCUGGUAAAGAACUGCCUUCCAAAGCACACCCUUAAGAUUUGGGACUAAGACAGUAUCAUGAACUAGCAAAAUGUGAUGUUUAAGGAUUAAAGGGGGGAAAUAAAAUAGGUUACAGAGGGGGACUAGUACUCUCAAGAGUGCUGUGUUGUGACACUUUUGAAUAAUCUUCCUGAUUAACAGUGCAAUCUGAGGAAGUCCUGUUGAGUUCAGUGGGGUUUGUUCCCCUUUAAGUGGGUACAGGAUUGCAGCUCUAAUUGAGCUUGCUUGAGAUAAUUUUGUUACCACAUAACACUUAAAUAUCUUAUUAAGUUGAUACAGUAACAGUACUACUUCCAAUUUUCAGUGCGUAAUUUGAGGUGAAAUUAGGGUUAUAAUCUACUUUAUUAAUUGUGAACACAGAACUAGGGGGUAACAGUUACUUCCAGGUUGAUGCUAAAUCCAGUGGAAUCUUUUGUGUACAUGGCAUUGACUUUAUUUUUAAAACUGCAUAAGGAAAAUAACAGUAGUGGUGAUUCUGACUCGGAGCUUUAUGUAGUUUACUUACUGGAGGUAGGGAGCUAUCCAGAAGCACAACUGUAGGACUGUGUGAUUGGGGAAGGGGGAGUAUUGGGCUAACAUUAGUGCCGUUUUGAGUGUUUCCUACCCCAGAUUUUCAGGGUCUGACUUGUCAUCAGACCUGUUGCACCUUAACCCAUGUGCAACAGCAUUCCUGUAGCCUUGGGAUUAAUUGUCAUGGUUACACUUUAAAAACACUUCACUAUUUACAGGGUAGAAUAAGAGUUUAAUCAGAACAUCCUUGAUGUUGCCUUUCUGGUCUUGACAUUGGGCAUGGAAGAUUGUUUCUAACUGGAGGGAAUGAGGAGAGGCAGAAGACAGUGUCUCCCAUAUAUUUUCUCCCCACUUCCUUGCAAGGCAUUAGCUUACCCUUACUGUGAACAAAGGUCUUGGAUCCCUUUGAUUCUUUCUACUGAAAGGGAAAAUACCCUGGCUUCCUGCAACUCCAUCCUGGAAGUCAUUUUGUGUUAUAAUGUGUUUAUAGUAAUUCUUCUAUCUCAGAAGAUAAUCUUCCAGGGUAUUGUCACCAGGAAUGAUGGAGCUAGAUGACCUGUGCACUCGGACUAUAUUUUAACUAGAACAUGCCCUUGAAUUGAUGCUGCCUUGAUCAAUUUGCCUUGUUCAGCACUCAAAGGGCAAAAGACAUUUCGUAUAAAAACAGUCUCAGUGCUGACAGCUGUAUAUAGCAACACAUGGUUUGUGAUAGUAUUGUUGAGUCCUUUUAUAUGGUAAUUAAAACUGACAGGCCCUUGCUUAUAGUUGUAUCUUAUAGGAGAUUGGUACAAAGUGAAAUUGCUGUCUAGGGCCCGAGAGCCACAAAAUAUUAGAACCAACAUCAGCUGGAAAAACACCAGAUUGCUUCCCCAAGGUUUUUUGUAACUUUCACAUGCAUACCAUUCCUCACAACUGGCAUUUGGGUCCUAAAAGAAUGGUAGUCCUGCAAAAUGUGGGUGAGGAGAAAGGGGUGUGUCAGCUGUUAAUGCACUUCUGUGUCCUUUGUGUGCUGCUUAGGAAUGCAGUUGUAUACAGGAAUAAGAACUUGGUGCUUCAGGAAGUGUGGGUAGAACGCUCUGAAUUGGGCAUUAGAAGCUGAGGACAAGACACACACACAGAGGGAUCCAAGUUAAGUCACGACUAACCUGGUUCCGUUGGUUUCAAGUAGACAUACUAACUUAGCCUAGAUACAACUCUAUGUGUACAGGAUUAUUUUCCACCUGGGAAUCACCUUACUGCUGAAGGCCUUUAGUCUCUUAGCCAGAUGGUGUAUAAGCAGGUGUAUAGUCCUUCAGUGAGGCUUUGCAGUCAGACCUCCAAACAGAUACUUCAUAACUGUGGGAACUCAGACUACCACUCUGAGAAAGGGAGAAUAGACAAAGGGCUGCAGAAGAUAUGUGGAGAUGGUAGUUGUUCCAUAGGGAGCUCAAGAAGUGGCAUUAUUUUGGCCUCCACACUAUGUCCAUUUGUAUAACUGAAAUAAUAAAUCAGUCUUGUCCUUUAUAUAUAUAUUUUUAUAUACAGCUUUGUUUACACAAUAGUAUUAAUGUUGAAAUGCAUUUAUAAAGUUGGCUUAUAAAUAAUCCUUUGACAGUUUGUAUAUGAAUGUCUCACUUGCCUCACUUACUACUUUCUAUUAGAAACAAACUAUAUACAGGGUUUGAGUUUUUUCUUUCCAAACAUGUGGCUCUUGAAUUUUCCUUGCGGAGAGACCUGCCUACAGACAUUUGCCUCUGGGCAGGCCCCAGCUGUCACCUAUAACCUGAUCCCCCACAUCCCCUCCUUUUGGUGCUGGUUUUCUGAAUAAGCUGCCUUCCUCCUCAUCCUCCUCUUCACUCAAUAUUUCUACUGUCCAGGUUUUCAAUGCUGUUUUUUUCUAGUUCAGAGGUUACCGUACCUAAAAUAGUUCUACAUACUGUCUGCCUUUUCUUUUACUAUAUGCGAUAAAGUCCAGUACUUAAUUUUGUAAUGCCUAAUUUUAUACAAUAAAAUAGCAUUUUUUUGAA
Podarcis muralis (Common wall lizard) is the source of this 6270-nucleotide messenger RNA. The record is from RefSeq and is a predicted model, not a curated record. NCBI's taxonomy places the organism in Eukaryota, Metazoa, Chordata, Lepidosauria, Squamata, Lacertidae.